AUGUUUAGUAUUUCAUGGGGAUAUUCACGCUUAAAAGUACUAUUGAUAGUCUGAACACUUCAUGCUUAUAUCUUUUUAUUUUAAGGAUGGAUGGAUAACUUGAGAAAACAUAAGGACACUGCUAAGGGACUAGUAAUGAAUUAAGUUGGGGGGUGUUGAUAACCUGAUAUUUAUGUUGAUUAUUCCUUACAUUUCAUCUGGUUUUUGUUUAUUUAAAUCCUGAAAAUAUCAUGUUAUUAAGAAAAUGAUUUAAAUAUUUUUGGAUUUGCAUUAAUUUCACUAUUUGCACACUAUGUAUGAAUUUUGCAUAAUUUUUGACUAACCCUACUUGACUUCAUUAAAGUCAAGCAGUUUUAUUACUAAUAAAUAUUUUCAAGUUUUCAUGCAUGCAGAAUUUAACAGAAAUCAACAAUAAAUUAAGAGCAUUUUAGUGGACGAAAGUUAGCUUAAUGGGCUAGUAGUACUUUGGAGGAAUUUCGGAUUUGGAUCUUCAAAGAGAAAUUAGAGGAGGUUCGGGGGCCAUGUCCAGGCCCAUUUAGACCCGCCUAAGUCCGUAGAGGAAGCGAUGUAGAAAUUUAUGGAGAGAGACUAGGGAAUUAUGAAGGGGCAUUUUAGUCAUACUUACCCUUGUAUAAAGACUCUCUUCCUCCCUCUUUCCCAUCCCAUUCUGGACGUGCUCUAGCAACGGCUAGCUAGUAGGACAAGACAUUCUCCAGGAUUUGAGGUAUCCACCUUGAUAGAUGUAAGUCGUUUUGACGCGUUCACUCUUGUUCUUCUCCUUCUUGCAGUGAAAAACGCCUGAUCCUAGCGGAAUAUAAGGAUCCAAGAAGAGGAAGGAGUCUUGAGGGCUCAAAGGACGAACAUCAGCACCCAUUUUCUGCUGUUUCCCAUCGCUGUCUUCCGUUCUGCCCCCUCCAGCUGCUCCACGUUUUCCUCUGUUUUCACCCAUCGUUCCUUCUCUCUGCGCCUUCUCCCGAAGCCUCCGUCUCUUCCCGCCGUCUCCUGUCGCACCGGCUGGCGAAAUGCUCCCUGUCACUCGCUACGUGCCCGUCGCUCCUCGUCUCUCUCGUUCACCGAACACCACUGCCGCCUAUCGCAAGUAGCCGCACGUCCGCUGAGCGCCGCCGCGUGCCCAUCGCCAGCCGCCCCACGUCUGCCGACCACUGCCGUCGCCUUUCGCCAGCCGCCAUGCACUCGCUGCCGGUCUCUGUGAGCCUGUCGCUCUCUCUCUCUCUCUCCCUACCCUUCCAGAUGUAACCGAAAGUCCCAAAUUUCAGAUAGGUCCGGAACGGUCACAAGAGAUUUGCAACCCGCGCAGCCCAUCCUUGGACCCGACUGUCAACUGCCAAGGUAAGUUAUUUUAGUGGAUCGACCCCUUAUUCGCCCUACAUGUCUAAUAUAGAGUAACUAAGUAGAAAAUUUAUUAUUGAUUAAGUUUGAAUUAAAAUAGCAACAUAAAAACCCUUAAAUUUGGACUUAUCAAACAAUUGGAGACACUAGUGUGGCAGCUUGAUUUCGUUUGGACAUGUCACACCACACCAAAAGUCAUUUAAGUAUCUUCUGAAAGUAUUGUGCUGCUCACUGGAGAGAUCCAUUGAAGGAGGGGUCGACCACGCUGUCACUAUCAUCUUGGAAGAGAAGGGAAGAGUUGACCACUCACGAGAGGCCUUGAGUAUAGUCAAGGGAGGAAGGAACAAGUUUUGCCAAUCACUAGAGACAUUGAUUGUACAAAAAGAGGAAGGAAACGAAUUGUCAUUUUCACGUUAA
Spirodela intermedia is the source of this 1767-nucleotide messenger RNA. Lineage: Eukaryota; Viridiplantae; Streptophyta; Magnoliopsida; Alismatales; Araceae. The record is from the annotation of a GenBank genome assembly.